AUGACUACAUAUAACAAAACACUGAAGUUAUUAGCUUCUAAAUUAGGUCUCAGCGACGAAGAUAAAGUUUUAAACAAAGCUGCAGAAUUUGAACGUCUGUUACAAACCAAAUCAAUUGCUGGCAACGUUAUGACGGAUACAAGUAAAACGGUUAUUUGCUUGGAUUUGGCUGCGGCUAUUUUUGGAGCAGAUUUGGAUAAUAAAACAGCAAUCAAAUACUCUGGUUUGAAAGCUCCUACAUAUGCUAAUUGUCGGAAAGUGGUGGAGAACCUUUUAGAACUUAACAGUGAUAAACUAACAGUACCACUCCUAUGUGUAUCAUUACAAUGUACUGGAAUACAAUCUUUAGCAGAAAAAAUACUUGAAGCAUACCAAAGGCUGGCAAAGACUGAAAUAGAUUUAAAUUUACCACAAUAUGUGUGUAUGGCUGUAUUUCAAGCAUGCAGAUUAAACAAGGUCAAAAUAUCAAAAAGCAAAAUUAUAGAGAAAUCAAGAUUAAAACCAGCACAGUGGGCAAAACUUGAUGCUGACUGGACAAAAGUUGUAGAUGAGAAAUUUUCUAAUGUAAAGAAAAAAGGUAGAAAACACAAAAAUGCUGAAAAUAUAGAAGAAAAUGUUAUGGAGGUAGAUACACAAAGUCCUAAGCAAGAGAAACUGACAGAACCACAUACAGAACCUUAUGACAACUGGAAAAGACGAAUGCUCGAAACAGCAUAUAAAGAACUAAAAGAAAUGGAAAAGAAAAAAAUAGAAUUAGACUAUGAGAUACGAGAAAGAAAAGACAAAUUAAAGGAGUUUACAUCACCAAGAAGGUCACCAAGAAAAACUCCUCAAAAAUUUUCUCCAUAUAAAAGCCCUAGAAUGCCAGGAGUCGGACCUCGUGCUAUGUUCACAGUUCAGUUCAAAGCAAUAAGAGUGGUUUUUGAAUAUUUAAAUCUUAAUGAUUUUUUAAUAGAAUCUACAUCUUGUUCGAAUGAAAUUUUGUAUUACUUCAAAAAAAGAGGUAUUUGUGGCUUUUGUGCAAACCGACACCCUGCAUUCAAACCGAUAGUGCAAAUAUGCUACUUAGAUGUCGACGUACUCCUACUUCUAUUUUUGCCAAUCAUUACCUUCUAUACUUCGUACUCAGUGGACUUUCAUUCGUUUUGGAGAAGUUUUCCCCAAAUUUUAUUGGUUGGUGUCCCUGGAGCUCUGUUAACGGCCUUGAUAGUGGCCUUUAUGGCGUAUAAUUUGAUUGAAUCGUCCUGGAAUUUUCCUACGGCAUUUUUAUUUGGGGUGAUUUGUUCACCAAUAUAUCCUAUGGAAGUUGUGAAACAGCUAAAGGAGAUGUCCAAGGGGAAGUAUAUUAGUGUAUUGUUGCUGGGCGAGGGUUUGAUAGGGGAUGCGACAGCCAUGAUAGAAUUUACAGCUGUCUUUGGUUACUUGGCGUUGGCUAUGACUGAGGCCUCGCAAAUAACAUUACUGCUCCUCCGUUUCGCGGGCGGUGGAGUUUUACUUGGUAUUGUUAUGGGGAACAUAAUUUCUAUGUUAUUAACAUUGACAUAUUAUGAUUUACUUUGUGUUGUGACGUUGACCUUGGCUGGCUCGUAUCUAACGUUUUAUAUCGGAGAGAAAUUUUUCUACGUAUCAGGACUAUUAGGUACUGUAAUAGCUGGUGUCAUGGUGAGUAAGAGCAAGUCCACAGUAGCUGCUGAUGUUGAACAAAUUGCGGCUCAUUUCUGGAACAUUCUGGCGCAUGUAGCUAAUACAUUGGUAUUCACAAUGGUUGGGGUGGUUAUAUUCGAAAAAUUGAGUUAUGUGAUCAGUGUCCGUCAAGUAGCGUUGGUGUUUGUGACCUAUACUACGGUGUAUUUUUCAAGAAUGUUGGUCUAUGCCGUAAUGACGCCUGUUUUGAGGCAUAUAGGAUAUGGAAUAUCAUGGCAACAGUCGUCUGCUUGUGUGUGGGGAGGCUUAAGAGGGCCAUUAUCGCUUUGCUUAGCUCUCAUUGUUCUUCAAACUCCAGCUGUAGCUGAUGCUGGAGAGAUUUUCAUCAUUCAAACAGCGGGAUUAGUCAUCGUAUCCUUAAUGGUAAAUGCGACUACAAUGCAAAAAGUAUUGAAAAUCUUAGGCUUAGCAGAAAUAUCUUUGGCCAAAAAAGCCAAUAUGACUAAUUGUGUCAAACGUAUCAUGUUAACGCGAGACCGCUGCAUUUCCAUGCUGAAGAUGAAUAAGUUUCUUGCGGAUGCUAACUGGGAUCUAGUACAAGCAGGCACCACAAUAAAACAUCCAUACCAAAUACAAAUGCGCGAUGAAGACAACGAUGAUGACGCUUACAUGGGCUACCGAUACACAACUUGCCCAGAUUGCGAGAGGGAGAUACCUAAUGAGCCGACAAAGAAGGAAUUUGCGGAAAUGAUGAGGGAAGCGAAUCAACGUGUUCUAAAAGCAAUGAAGAUAUCAUACUGGCGGCAGUAUGAACAUGGGAAAAUUAGUAAAGAUGGUGUCAGAACUUUGGUGCAAGCUGUGGAAGUAGCGGCAGACGCAGAAGAUGGCAGAGUUAAUUUGGACCAAUUGGGCACUUUAUGGAAACCCAAGGCUUACGCAGUAUGGCUUCGUCGUAAAUUAGUCGACAUGAUGAUGCCUGAACCAGCUAACGCUCAAGUACCACGCCACCAAUGGCGGCAGUGCUGCUACAGACUAGUCUCCAACAUGUGGUUUGACGGGUUUAUUUACAUUAUGAUACUGUGUAACACUCCAGUUAUUUUGUGCGAGGUUCUAUUGAAACCUCCGGUUACGUUGGCUGUGAUGUAUACUAUCAAGUCGCUUAAUUUAUUUUUCUUUAUUGUAUACGUUUUUGAAAUGAUAGUCAAAAUGUUAGCGUUGACUGUACGUGGUUACUUUAAAUCCCACUGGAAUAAAUUGGAUUUUGGCAUCAUCGUUAUGGCCACUGGUGAUCUUGUUUUGGAUGUGAUAGAUGCUCUGACGCCGUGGGAUAAAUGGAAUAAUCUCAAUUCCAGCGUCCUCACUGCAACAAAAUUAUUGAGAAUGCUGCGAUUUCUUAGAUUGUGCAAGUUGGCUAGAGUAUCUGUACCAAAAAUAAUGGCGUACAUCGACCGGAUGAUUGAUAUACAACUAGCAUUUGGCUAUGACGUCGGAAAGGGUUUUGUAACUGGAGAACAGGAAGUAUGUAAUCUUCUUCCACAAUUAGUGGACAAUAUUCAGAUUCAAGAGACUUUGUAUAAUAAACUAGAAGCUGACCGACUAACGGUGACUCGUCAGUUAGGGUUGUUACAACGAGAUCGACCCUGGACAGCCAUAACAGUGAAGACAAGACAAGCGACCACCUCCACUCUAAACAUCAUGUUACUAGACGCUAUGCAGUUAAAAGAAGAAGGUUUCCUGGAUGAAGUCGAAUAUCGAAUACUGGUUACUGCAAUAGAACAAAAAGUUCAACUUUGUCGACACAAAGGUAGUUUAGUUGCUCCGUCUUCACCUGAAACUCAACUUCGUGCAGUGUCAUGGCUUCAAGGUAAUGAAAGAGUAGCAGACUACUUCAUUGAGAAUUCCGAGAUACUUAAUUAUAAUAUAAAUGAUAUACUUAUUUCAAGAGGCGAUCAACCUAAAGGUCUAUACAUACUAGUGGCCGGUCUCUGUGAAGCCAGUUAUGUGCCACCAGAUGAAGACAUAGACGAAGCGAUACCAAAUUAUGAAUUUAGGACUGAUAUGAAAUUUUCUGAGCCCAGCAAAGAUUUUAUUGUUUCUGGAAAUGCGGUUGGUGUCUUAGGGGUCUUAACAAACCGUCCAUACAGUUACACAGUGCGCUGUGACUCUGCUGUGCAGGCGUACUACAUCACCAUGCCCAUCAUCAAAGAGGCUUUCAACCUGGCACCACAUCCUAUCAUGGGUCUAGAAGCAGCUAUGUGGAGGGAAAUCGGGAUAAAGCUAUCUAUUAUGAUCCUACCCACAGUGCCGGCGUACCACGGCUGGUCGAAUGAAAAGAUUAGUAUGCGAUUGGAGCAUGCUUUUGUCCCAUGCCUAAAAGCUUUCAAGGUAUUCGUAGUGAAUGAACUUAUGGAGGACAUAAUAUUGUUGGACGGCAUUUGCCAAGACAUGGCGACACGAGAGGUUUUCCAACCACCUUGUUACGUGCCGAGGACAGUCCACCGUUUAUUAUUUCCAAAAUCUUCGCAAUUGGUGGUCAGUGGUUCGUGUCCAGAGACGAAAUUAUUGAUAGUACCCGCAAAAGAUACGGAUGAGCUUGACAUAAUGGAGGAUGAAUUGGAUGAUUUGCAAUGUGAACUGGUGUCAAAUGCGUCAUCACGAUGUUUAUACCACAAAGUGGCACGCAAGUUAUCGAGCGAGUCGCGCGGUAAGAGCGCCAUACGGUUGCGAGGCAAGCGACGCCGCGGGGCGAGGCGAGUUAAUUACAGGGACUCUGUAUGGGGGAAUAAGAUUUCUUCAGCGAUUGUACCCAACCCAUCUGUAACUGGUACAAAUAGCGAGAAGGAACUCAAUUCCAAGUUUUACAAACCAAGCUUCAAUAACAUGACAGAAAAAGAAGAGGAUCCGAGACAGAGAAAUUCCAGUGAAAUAAAAAACUUGUCGUUGGGCUCUUCCCAACCGUCGCAGAUGUCGCCGAUGCGGACACAAAUGUCGGAGCAAGAGGUUGUAGCUUGCGCACUUUUAUUA
Brenthis ino (lesser marbled fritillary) is the source of this 4668-nucleotide messenger RNA. Lineage: Eukaryota; Metazoa; Arthropoda; Insecta; Lepidoptera; Nymphalidae. The record is from the annotation of a GenBank genome assembly.